Molecule: messenger RNA, 2958 nt
Organism: Lemur catta (Ring-tailed lemur)
Lineage: Eukaryota; Metazoa; Chordata; Mammalia; Primates; Lemuridae
Gene: AGXT2
Product: alanine--glyoxylate aminotransferase 2
Exons: 14
Coding region: 62-1603 (513 amino acids)
Biological process (GO): glyoxylate catabolic process
Cellular component (GO): mitochondrion
Molecular function (GO): pyridoxal phosphate binding; L-alanine:glyoxylate transaminase activity
Source: RefSeq, a predicted model, not a curated record
UGAGCAGCUGGAGACCAUCCCGUGGCUGAUUCCAUGCGGCUCUGCUUCCUGACUGGGAGAGAUGACUCUAGUCCAGAGACAUUUGCCAAGAGCCUUGGGCCUGGUGACCUUUCCCAGGACCCCCAAGCCACGUCCUUCCCUGAGCCUAGGUGCUUCCUGGACUUCAGUAACCAAGCUCAGUCUUCAUACCAAACCCAAAAUGCCUCCCUGUGACUUCACGCCUGAAAGAUACCAGUCCCUUGCCUACAACCGUGUCCUGGAAAUCCACAAGCAACAUCUUUCUCCUGUGGAAACAGCGUAUUUCCAGAAACCCUUGCUGCUCCACCAGGGGCACAUGGAGUGGCUAUUUGAUUCUGAGGGGAACAGAUACCUGGAUUUCUUUUCCGGAAUUGUCACUGUCAGUGUCGGUCACUGCCACCCGAAGGUGAACGCAGUGGCACAGAAGCAGCUUGGCCGCCUGUGGCACACCAGCACCCUCUUCUUCCACCCUCCAAUGCACGAGUAUGCAGAGAAGCUUUCAGCACUUCUUCCUGAGCCUCUUAAGGUCAUCUUCUUGACAAACAGUGGCUCAGAAGCCAAUGACCUGGCCAUGCUGAUGGCCAGAGCACACUCAAACAACUUGGACAUCAUUUCCUUCAGAGGAGCAUACCAUGGAUGCAGCCCUUACACACUUGGUUUGACAAACGUGGGGACCUUCAAGAUGGAACUCCCCGGUGGGCUGGGGUGCCAAUCAACAAUGUGCCCAGACGUUUUUCGUGGCCCGUGGGGUGGAAGCCACUGUCGAGAUUCUCCAGUGCAAACAAUUAGGAAAUGCAGCUGUGCACCAGACUGCUGCCAAGCUAAAGACCAGUAUAUUGAACAGUUCAAAGAUACUCUGAAUACUUCUGUAGCCAAGUCACUUGCUGGGUUUUUUGCAGAACCGAUUCAAGGUGUGAAUGGAGUUGUCCAGUACCCAAAGGGGUUUCUGAAGGAAGCCUUCAAGCUGGUGCGAGAGAGGGGAGGCGUGUGCAUUGCAGACGAAGUGCAGACAGGAUUUGGAAGGCUGGGUUCUCAUUUCUGGGGCUUCCAAACCCAUGACGUCCUGCCUGACAUUGUCACCAUGGCUAAAGGGAUAGGGAAUGGCUUUCCCAUGGCAGCAGUGGUAACCACUCCAGAGAUUGCCAAGUCUUUGGCUAAACGUCUUCUUCACUUCAACACCUUUGGAGGGAACCCCAUGGCCUGUGCCAUUGGAUCUGCGGUGCUUGAGGUGAUUAAAGAAGAAAAUCUACAGGAAAACAGUCAAGAAGUUGGUACCUACAUGUUACUGAAGUUUGCUAAGCUGCGGGAUGAGUUCGAAAUUGUUGGAGAUGUCCGAGGCAAAGGCCUCAUGAUAGGGAUGGAAAUGGUGCAGGAUAAGGUGAGCCGCAAGCCUCUUCCCCGUGAAGAAUUAAAUCAAAUCCAUGAGGACUGCAAACGCCUGGGGCUCUUAGUUGGCAGAGGCGGCAUCUUUUCUCAGACAUUUCGCAUUGCUCCCCCAAUGUGUAUCACUAAACCAGAAGUUGACUUUGCAGUGGAAGUAUUUCGUUCUGCCUUAAUCCAACACGUGGAAAGAAGAGCUAAGUAAAAUUUUUAGAAAUAAAAAAGCACAAGCCUCAAAAACUUACCACUUGUGUUCAAUGGUGAAUUCAAGGAUUUCAGCACUGGUAUUUAGAGGAUACCUACAGCUCUCCACAGUAAUUCUGAAAGAAAUGGUUGACUGCCUACCAGCCAUAUUUGUUAACAGAGCCCCUAUUAUCUUGAGAACUUCAUCCUUCAGGGAAAAGAUCUCUAUGCCUAGCUCGGAGACUAAAUCCUAUUUAGUUUAGAUUAGUUAUGGUAAUCUCAUUCCCCCUGUCAGUGAUUGGCUGAGCAUGAUUGUUGGAAUAUAGAAUUAAGAGACAUGGAAAGUUUCAGGAGUUUUGCAGGGCUUUGCCUUGAAGGAAUCUGUGAGUGUGUUAGUUCACAGACCGGAGCUGCUUAGCAAAAAGGGGGAGCAUAUCACUGAUCAGAGGCACCGGCAAGGCAACACUUGUCUCGAGACCUGCAGGCCAGUGCCUGAAGCUUGUGCAAGGCAGAGCAUGGGUCACAGGUUAAGGACUGAUCAAAGAAUGCCAGCCCAGCAGACACCUGCAGCUAAAACAAAUUAACCUCAAGGACAGUUCCUGCUUCACUCCUGACCACAUGUCUCAGUUAAUGAGAAACUAGAUAAAUAUACAGUCUCUAUAUUUCACUUUUACCUUUUCUGCUACUUGGCAAUUUUAUCUUUAACUUGUGUACUCAGCUAAGUCUAUUCUUAAUUUAGGGCUUAAGAAGUUUAUCUUAGAAAAAUUUUGUAACUGCUUGUUCAUGUAGAUAGAAUUAAUUAAGGGAUCGCUAGAACACUUUCUGGAGCCUUGAAACCUAAACAAAUGAUCUGUACACAUAAUUACUGUACCAAUAAAUACUGAUGCAGGAUUUCACUCAGGGCUUCCUGGCUCACAGGAAUGCUGGAGGACCCCUGACUCCCCCAUCACUUUAAACUACACUUUGUCUCUGUUUCUUUUAUUUCCAAAUCUCUUGCGACGAUCCUGCCUGGGACCUGUUUUGCUGGGAGAGUAGCUAACUCCCAGCACAUGAUCUUGUGACAUAUUUUUGUCUAGUGAAUCCUGAAGGAAAAUGUUUUGGUGGAAGUGCCCUCAGGGAAAGGUUUCUUCACCCUUUACUCUUCAGCUCAGAAAGAGAUGUCUUCUUCAUGCACUGAAAACAUAUGUCAUGAUCAGAUUCCUGGAACCAUGUCAGCCAUCUUGGCAUCAUGAGAACAAAGCCUCUUUGCUGAGGUUGGAAGAUGGAUGGAAGUUGAGUGCUUAGUGAUAUUAAUGAACCACUGACUUAAGCAAUCCCGGAGCCACUCUACCUUGGGUCUUCUUAUUAUAUGCAUAAUAAAUUCAUUGUGUUGCAUAA